Oncorhynchus kisutch (coho salmon) is the source of this 3515-nucleotide messenger RNA. RefSeq lists its product as uncharacterized. The record is from RefSeq and is a predicted model, not a curated record. Bases 1510 to 2967 code for a protein of 485 amino acids. The transcript has 2 exons. NCBI's taxonomy places the organism in Eukaryota, Metazoa, Chordata, Actinopteri, Salmoniformes, Salmonidae.
UAAUAACGCAUUCACUGACUGUUGUCUGCCUGUGGCCUAACCAUGCAAACUAUAGCUUGCACUCUGUGUCAUGACCUCCCCCCGCACAGCUGGCUGACUAAGAUAACAUACACACUGAAACUCCCAAACAUAAACACACUCAAACCCCCUUCUGGAUGGGCUCCAAAGACAAAGAACUCUGUCGAGAACCAAUGGGAUACUGACACCAAGCUGGAGGGGACUGUCUAUCACCUACAAGCAACCUACCAGAAGCCAGGACUACCAGAAUCUACCUACGUCAUUUCAAUGUAUAAAAUGAACUGCACGACAUGUUACAGGCCUCUUCUUCCGAUAGUUCCCUAAGAACUAGACGAACGGGGCCGUGCAGCACGCUUUGCCAGAUAUCAUUACUCUUGAAUAAACGGCCUUUACUAUACCUUAUCCGCCUUGUCCAGAGUCUCAACUUGGUCUCGUUUCUCAUGUAUCUAUUCAUCAACAAAUUGGUAGCAGAGGAUGGUUUAAACCCAUGAAUUCGGUCCAUAGAGAGUUGAUGAGAGAAAAGACAAGUUGACGACAGAUUCUAGAAGACGGGCGACCUGUCUACAGGAGCCAUCGGGGAUUCAACUGGAGGCCUCUCUCUGUUCAGGUUCGCAAGGUCCAGGAGAGAGAACUGCCGGAAGCUCCAGCACCACUGAAGGUAAAAGUUGGAGACUGGGUAAGGGUAAAGGUCCACAAGAGAAAGUGGCUGGAACCCAGGUGUACUGGUCCGUACGAAGUGAAGGAGGUUACUUCACACUCAGUCCAGGUCAAAGGUAAAUUGGGCGCACCUUGGCACCACCUCACACAUUGUACACCAGCUCCAACCCCUUCCCGCACACUGACGGAAGUCAGAACUGACCUAAGUGGUCUACAUUCGGUCCCAAAUUCUACAUCUAUUUAGCCAAGGAAAAUGGGAGGUUCAGCCCCAUACUCCCUGACUAAAUCACACCUUUCCCCCUGGGAACGUUUGGGGAUCUCGGGACCCCUGUUUGUCAUUUUUCUUCUCAUAGGAGGAGUCACUGUAUGCACACUCACAUGGCUUAUAGACCAACGGAUGCACCCACUACAGAUUCACACACUGAAUUCUACUCUGCCAGGUGAAACUAACUCUCUCUCUCUUCCCUCUUAUCUACCACAAGACCAUACCGUUUCUAGGCGUGAGGUGGGGGUCACUAUAAGUGCACCCCCCAGGAGUUGAAGAGCACCACCUUGUGUUUGCCUUUCAAUGCCACCACCACCGCUUACCUGCCUUGGAGCCUUUUGGGUCAUGCGCGAAAUAGUCUGGGCCUACCUGCCUGGACCUAUUCCAGUUUUAACUGGUAUAUAACCAAAGGGGGAUAUGGUGAGUGGUCUUGGAAAAACCUGGUGGCGGAAACAGGAUAUGACUGGUCCAGCUAUUCCAAGGGACGGGGUGUCCUUGCCUGGCGCAAACGGCUUACACUUUCACGCACUGGUUUUCAAAUAAAGCUGAUUGUACGACCUGGGACCACUAUGGGUUGCCAGGUUUUUACGUUGGCCCCAUAUGUAGAUAUCAGCAGGGCUGAAGUCUAUUUCACACUAUAUAUCUGCUUUACGCCACAACCACAGCCUACUUCUGUGACGGUGCGUGACGAUAUGGCAAAGCCACAUACCCUACCCCAGCACAGGGAUGGGUGGGGUUCUGCUGUUUUAGUGGUCACUACCCCUACCCCGGAUGAGAACAUUCGGGUUGCUACAGGUGUCUCAGGUUUGUCUAACAAUUGGUUAUUAUUGACCGAACAAGCGGCCAAUACAACCCCCACUAGUUGCGUAGUUUGCAUGGGUGCCAGACCAUUGCUCCGCAUUGUCCCGGCCACUGUCGAGAUCAGAUGUUUAAUGCCCCUUAUGGACAAAGACAAUCCGACUGGUAAUUGCUCCUUGUGGGAUGCAGUUUACCCUGUUGUCUCCGCUACGGUCAGGGCACCAGUAUUUUCCUCUGAUGUUGCCUGGGCCGAAUUCUCCUGUAUUAACAUAACAGGGGGUAUACUACAGUUAGGUUUGCUCCCUGAGGGUUGGUGUACAAAUACUAUCGUAGUAGUUGGUGGUUUUAAGCCAGUGAUCGGGGCUGACUUCUGGUGGUGGUGUGGGGGACCUCGGCUUUUUGACAGAACUCCCAAUAAUGCUACGGGUACUUGUGCGCUGGUAACACUUCUGCUGCCUAUCUCUGUUUACCCUAUAGGUGUGGGUGAUUUGGUGACCCGGAUACAGGCUGUGGACCCACAGUUUCUGCCUACCAGAACCAAGCGGGAAGCAGCCCUGACUGUUGGGGAUCCCACGUAUAUUGAUGCCAUAGGUGUUCCUAGGGGGGUCCCUGAUAAGUACAAGCUGGUGGACCAGGUCGCCGCAGGUUUUGAAUCAUCUCUCUGCUGGUGGUGCACUGUGAAUAAAAAUGUUGACCGCAUUAACUAUAUACAUUUCAAUGUCCAAAAAUUAGGUAACUGGACUCAACAAGGUUUUGAGGCCGUACAUGGUCAACUGGCUGCCACCUCCCUUACGGCUUUUCAAAAUCGCAUUGCCGUUGACAUGUUGCUGGCUGAGAAGGGUGGGAUAUGUUUUAUGUUUGGGGAGCAAUGUUGCACAUUUAUCCCUAAUAACACAGCCUCUGAUGGCAGCCUCACUGUGGCGUUAGAAGGCCUGCGUACCCUUAAUGGUAAAAUGAAAUCCCACUCUGGGGUUGAUACCAGCAUGUGGGACUCCUGGAUGGAUGCAUUUGGUAAAUAUAAGGUCCUGGUCUCUUCUAUUCUGGUCUCUAUCUCUGUGUUUGCUGCUAUAUUAACCCUUUGUGGCUGUUGUUGCAUCCCAUGUGCCCGCUCCCUGCUCUCUCGAGUUAUUACUUCUGCUAUUGCACCAAAUAAUGACCCUGCACUGAUGUUCCCCCUCAUACAACAGGAGGAUCCUCUGGUGGAGUUUGAAACAUGCACAUAUGAGUAGUUUUCACGUCUCUUUGGAGACGUGAAGAGGGGGACUACAAUUUUCCUGUUCUAUUUUUUCUUACUUUUAGUUUUUGUCACGUCUAUUCAGACGUGAAGAGGGGGAUUUGUAAUAACAUAUUAACACAUGUAAUAACGCAUUCACUGACUGUUGUCUGCCUGUGGCCUAACCAUGCAAACUAUAGCUUGCACUCUGUGUCAUAACCUCCCCCCACACAGCUGGCUGACUAAGAUAACAUACACACUGAAACUCCCAAACAUAAACACACUCAAACCCCCUCUGGAUGGGCUCCAAAGACAAAGAACUCUGUCGAGAACCAAUGGGAUACUGACACCAGGCUGGAGGGGACUGUCUAUCACCUACAAGCAACCUACCAGAAGCCAGGACUACCAGAAUCUACCUACGUCAUUUCAAUGUAUAAAAUUAACUGCACGACAUGUUACAGGCCUCUUCUUCUAGUAGUUCCCUAAGAACUAGACGAACGGGGCCGUGCAGCACACUUUGCCAGAUAUCAUUACUCUUGAAUAAACGGCCUUUACUAUACCUUA